AUGGCUCAGCAAGUGGCUUACCAACCGUAUGCUGACCAGGCUCAUGUUGCUGCCUUUGAGCUGAAGAAUUACCCCUUCCAGCCACCUCCUUCAAACCCCCCUUCCGUCUUCAGCUAUCAACAGCCACCCCAACAGCAAGCAUACUCACAAUACGGACAGCCUACCGCUGUAACAUCGACCGAUCAACCCUGGGACGAGAAAAACAAUGGUGUCCAACAGCAAGCACCCGCCCAAGUCGACCAUGAUGCCACGACGCAAUUGCAAAACUUUCGCAAAGACAAAGACGAUUUAAUGGAUGAGCAACUGAAGGAGAGAGUGAGAAAAGCGGUUGAAGAACAACUGAAACCGCAUGUUGAGGGAUUGGAACAAUCCCGGGGAAUUUCCAAGAAACUCGAGGAAGGGUAUACUCUUAGAGACAUCCCCGGUGAAUAUAAUGGUGGCUCUUACCUCGCCUCCAACAAUGAUAGCGGUUCAAUCUUGACUGUGUCGCUGGGCGGAUCUGUCCCAUUGAUUGCGAAACCCGGGGCAAUGGUAGCUAAGGAUCCCGGUAUCACCUUGAGAGGCCAGCUCUCCUUUUCAUGGAUGAAGCUUCUCACGAGGAGUGGAUUCGGCAAAUCAAAAUUCACUGGGAAAGGGGAUGUGUUACUUGCACCAUCCUCCCUUGGUAGUAUAGGGGUGAUCCAAGUCAAUACUGUCCGACAACCCGUCACUGAUGAUGAUAUACCACUCACUGCCGAAUGGAAGGUCGGAAGAGACUCUUUCCUCGCCGCGACGCACGCAGUCGAGAGUGACUACCAAACGCAAAAUCUUACCCAAGCUGUGUUCUCUGGUGAAGGCUUGUUCGUUUAUACGUUUAGUGGUUGGGGGCCCCUCUUUGUACAGGGUCUCGGAGCAGUCAUUGAGAAAAAGAUCGAAGCUGGUAAAACGUUUACAAUCGACAAUGGCUACCUGGUAGCCUGGAAUUGCCAGUACAAGAUCGAGCGUGUGGCUUCCGGCGGUAUCAUUUCCGGAAUCAGUUCUCGCGAGGGUCUUGCUUGCAAGUUCACGGGGCCAGGCACGGUAUAUUACCAGACUCGCAAGAUCCAGGACGUUGCGGCCCACUUGAAGAAGGCCAACCGGUGA
Molecule: messenger RNA, 1122 nt
Organism: Aspergillus chevalieri
Lineage: Eukaryota; Fungi; Ascomycota; Eurotiomycetes; Eurotiales; Aspergillaceae
Product: AIM24 family protein
Exons: 5
Coding region: 1-1122 (373 amino acids)
Source: RefSeq, a predicted model, not a curated record